CCUGAUUCAAACACAAGUCUAAUAUAUUGAAGAAAGAAUAAAACACAGAAACCAACAGCACCCCUUUUGACUUAAUUUUCUUUUGAAAGAAUCAAGUUUCUCUUUAGCUGAUUCAGUUUCUUCUCGAAAAUUGCUCCCCCUUUCCUUUUUUUUUGUGUUACUUUGAUUGAUUAGAGGAAUUGUCUCCAGAUUACAGAGAAGUCGAAGUUUUACGAAGAUAAGAUUUCAUUGACUAGAACAGGGAAAGUGAGUUGACUCACUGGGGAACCCGCUGCUGCUUAAGUGGGAAGUUACUUGGAUGAAGCUUGUUUGCGAAACUGAACGGUUCACAUUGAACAUAGUAAAAGUUUCCUGAACUUUAGACCCUCAAUCGGUUUGUUAGUGUUGGAGGAGAUUCAUCAAGGUUUUGGGAUGGGGUGUGGGUGUUCAAAACUGUCUGCAUGUUGUUGGAGCUUGGAUCAGAAUGGAUCAAUUCCUGAAGCUGAUAAUGUUGAAAAUGAUGACAAGGGUGAAGUUGAUGAUUUGCCUGCAUUCCGUGAAUAUUCAAUUGAAACACUCAAGAUGGCUACAUCUGGAUUUGCCAUGGAGAAUAUAGUUUCAGAACAUGGUGAGAAGGCUCCUAAUGUAGUUUAUAGGGGCAAGUUGGAAAAUCAAAGGUGUAUUGCCGUUAAACGAUUUAAUAGGUCUGCAUUGCCUGAUGCCCGACAAUUCUUGGAAGAAGCAAAAGCUGUUGGUCAGCUCCAGAACCACAGGUUGGCGAAUUUACUUGGCUGCUGCUGUGAAGGUGAUGAGAGGUUACUUGUUGCUGAAUUUAUGCCCAAUGACACGUUGGCAAAGCACCUAUUCCAUUGGGAAGCACAGCCGAUGAAGUGGGCAAUGCGACUAAGGGUUGCUUUGCAUCUUGCAGAAGCUCUAGAAUAUUGCACCAGCAAGGGACGUGCCUUGUAUCAUGAUCUAAAUGCUUAUAGAAUAAUUUUUGAUGAAGAGGGGAACCCUAGACUUUCAUGUUUUGGUCUGAUGAAGAACAGUAGAGAUGGCAAAAGUUAUAGCACAAACCUGGCGUUUACUCCUCCCGAGUAUUUGAGGACAGGAAGAGUAACACCAGAAAGUGUUAUGUAUAGUUUUGGUACCCUUCUGCUUGAUCUUCUCAGCGGAAAACAUAUUCCUCCAAGUCAUGCACUGGACCUUAUCCGUGACAGGAACAUUCAGAUGCUGAUAGAUUCUUGUUUGGAAGGGCAAUUUUCAAAUGAUGAUGGAACUGAGUUAGUUCGUUUAGCAUCACGAUGUUUGCAAUAUGAGCCCCGUGAACGGCCAAAUCCGAAGUCAUUGGUUGCUGCAUUAAUUCCUCUUCAGAGGGACACUCAGGUCCCUUCUCAUGAAUUAAUGGGCAUACUUCAUGGAACUGAUGCUGUUCCUUUAUCACCAUUUGGGGAAGCUUGCUUAAGAAUGGAUUUUACUGCCAUCCAUGAUGCUCUAGAAAAGCUUGGAUAUAAAGAUGAUGAGGGUGCUGCUAAUGAGCUUUCCUUCCAGAUGUGGACAAACCAGAUGCAGGAAACAUUGACAUCGAAGAAAAAGGGUGAUGUUGCUUUUAGGCUUAAAGACUUUAGAUCUGCCAUUGAAUGCUAUUCCCAGUUCAUUGAUGUUGGAACCAUGGUUUCCCCAACGGUUUAUGCUCGACGUUGUUUGUCUUACCUAUUUGCAGUGCAAGCACAAGUAAUAUCUCCUAUUUGGCAUAUUGCAUCCUACUUGCAAACUGCUGCCCUACUUGCUCUAGGGAAGGAGGAUGAGGCACAAGCUGCUCUUAGGGAGGCUUCUGGGCUUGAAAGUAAAAAGAAUGCAACUUCUUGACAAUGAUCAAAGCUAAAAUAAGCCGCUCUCCAAUCAACCCAAAAGAGCAAAAUAAGCUUCUCUAUUUUCAGGUAAGAUAAAUAACAAGUUUAUAACUUCAAAGAAACCUUGGAUAUAAAGAAUGCAUGUGAUUUUGGUCCUCUCUGUGCAUGUGUGGUUUGGUUCACGGUCAGCUCAAAACAUUCUUUUACAUGAUAUUGGAUAUGGGUUGGAUUUGUUCAGUUUGGUGGGGCUAUUGGGACAAAUCCGUUGUUUUUGUUCUUACUGACAUUUCCCAACACAAUGACUUUUGAGGGGAACAAUUAGGGAACAGAUUAUAAUAGUUGUAGAGAAGGGUUUAAUUGUUUAAAAUUGCAUGUUUAAAGGGUGAAUACGAAGAUGAUGUCAUGCUUGUAAUUUAUGUACAGUACUUCUGGUUAUGGCCCCUCAUUUGGAGAAGCAAUUUGCUGUUCUUUU
Hibiscus syriacus is the source of this 2304-nucleotide messenger RNA. Its product is annotated as serine/threonine-protein kinase BSK7-like. Gene Ontology annotation, biological process: protein phosphorylation; brassinosteroid mediated signaling pathway. Bases 412 to 1848 code for a protein of 478 amino acids. Gene Ontology annotation, molecular function: protein binding; protein kinase activity; ATP binding. The record is from RefSeq and is a predicted model, not a curated record. The transcript is spliced from 11 exons. NCBI's taxonomy places the organism in Eukaryota, Viridiplantae, Streptophyta, Magnoliopsida, Malvales, Malvaceae.